This is a messenger RNA of Coregonus clupeaformis (lake whitefish), 4859 nucleotides long. Its product is annotated as E3 ubiquitin-protein ligase TRIM36-like. The record is from RefSeq and is a predicted model, not a curated record. The transcript has 11 exons. Gene Ontology annotation, molecular function: zinc ion binding; protein binding. Lineage: Eukaryota; Metazoa; Chordata; Actinopteri; Salmoniformes; Salmonidae. The coding region runs from base 250 to 2520 and encodes 756 amino acids.
GGGUUAAACAUCAAAGAUUUCUAGCUAAAUCAAAUGUUCUCAAGCAGCUGGGGCAUGAAUUAAUUGGAUGCUACAUAGGCUGCUCGAAGUAUAUAGGAUGAGGACGAAGAAGCAACCAUAUUUCUCUGACUGUGACAUUCACUCUUUGGGAAGCCAUUCGAUUUUUACAGUGUUUGUUGUGCUAUUUAUUUCUUAUUGACCCAUUGUUUAUUAUAUUUCUCCAUUGUCUUGACGACAUUAUCUGUCAUUAUGUCGGAUACCGAAGAUAAUCAGGAUAUGUUACCGAGUUUGGUCCAGCAGAUAGUCCAACGGAUAACAGCGGGAGAGGUCCCUAUCAAGAAUAUUGAGCGGGAGCUCAUUUGUCCGAUUUGCAAGGAGCUGUUUACGCACCCCCUCAUCUUGCCCUGUCAGCACAGUGUUUGUCACAAGUGUGUCCGAGAGCUGUUGCUGUUGAACCAUGAGGAUUCCUUCGACGCUGGGUCUGAAUGUUCCCUCCCUGGGAGCCCGGGACCCCGAUCCAGAGUACCCUCACCAAGCAUGGAGAGGCUGGAUAGGCUUGCAAGAUCAGCCACACUGCAGAGAAGGUCGUUUGGGAGGAGAGGAUCCAUCUCCUCACCAGGAUGGAGGCGUGGCUCUGUGACCCCCCGCGUCACCACUUUCCCGUGCCCAGGCUGCCAACACGACGUGGACCUGGGUGAGCGGGGCAUGAGCAUGCUCUUCCGGAACUUCACCCUGGAGAGCAUCGUGGAGCGCUACCGGCAGGCGGCCCGCGCCGCCGUGGCGAUCAUGUGCAACAUGUGCAAACCGCCCCAGCAGGAGGCUACCAAGAGCUGCAUGGACUGCAAGGCCAGCUACUGCAACGAGUGCUUCAAGUUCCACCACCCAUGGGGCACCCCCAAAGCCCAGCACGAGUAUGUGGGGCCCACCAUGAACUUUAGGCCCAAGGUGCUGAUGUGUCCGGAGCACGAGAUGGAGAAGGUGAACAUGUACUGCGAGGUUUGCCGCCGUCCAGUCUGUCAUCUGUGCAAGCUGGGAGGCUCCCACGCCAACCACAAAGUCACAUCAAUGAGCAGCGCCUACAAGAUCCUCAAGGAGAAGCUAUCAAAGAGUAUCCAUUACUUAAUCAGCAAAGAGGACCAAGUGAGGACUCAGAUUUCCCACAUGGAGGUGUUGAUCAAUGAAACUGAGGAGAAUGGCCAGGUGGCGGAGUGUCGGGCCAACGAGCACUUUGAGCGGCUGUUCCAGACCCUCCAGGAGAGGAAGUCUGAGAUGCUGAACUCCAUUGCGCAGUCGAGGACGCGGCGUCUGGAGCAGCUCCGGGGCCAGGUGGAAGAGUACCAGGGCAUGCUGGAGAAUAGCGGCCUGGUGGGCUACGCCCAGGAGGUCCUCAAGGAGACAGACCAGUCCUGCUUCGUUCAGACGGCCAAGCAGCUGCACACCAGGAUCGCGAAAUCCACAGAGUCUCUAAGGACGUUCCACCCCGCGGCCAACCCCUCCUUUGAUGAGUUUGUGCUAGACACUUCCAGAGAGGAGACUCUGCUGAAGGAGCUGUGUUUUGGGGGAGUCCCUGAGCCUCCCAUCAUCGAUCUGUCCCGUAGUCGCGUCUACAACGAGGGCCGGUUGUGCUGGCAGCUGGCCGAGGACACCUUGGCCACAGACCACCAUGUCCUUGAGUACAGGAGGCUGGGCACCGAGCAGGAUGAGGAGGAGGGCGCCAGCCGCUGGUGCCUCACAGACCGGGUGUAUGGCCCCAGCACAGUGGUGUGUGACCUGGAGGCCGACAGCCUCUACUCUUUCAGAGUCCGCAGCUGCCGCAACUCCCUCUACAGCCCCUACAGCCCAGAGGUCACCUUCCACACACCACCUGCCCCAGCGUUUGGCUUCCUAUUCAACGACAAGUGCGGCUUCAGCUCGGAGCGGCUGGCGUUGAGCAAGCGCCGUGACUCUGUGGAGAGCGUGGCCGGCAUGGCCUUCCUGCUGGCUGCUGAGCGUGUGCAGACGGGCAGCUACAUGGGCCUGGAUUACAUCAUCGGUGACAUGGGCAUCUCUCAGGGCAGACACUACUGGGCCUUCAGCGUGGAGCCCCACUCCUACCUGGUCAAGGUGGGCGUGGCCUCUGAUUCCAAGCUGCUGGAGUGGUUCCACAACCCCCGAGACACUAGUAGCCCCAGGUAUGACCACGACAGUGGGCACGACAGUGGCAGCGAGGACACUUGCUAUGAUCUGUCCCAGCCCUUCACUCUGCUCACUGUGGGCAUGGGCAAAGUGUUCCUCCCCAAAGCGUCCAUCUCUUCCGCCGGCGACCACAGCAACCGGGUGCUGCCCAUGCCCCAGCGCAUCGGCGUGUGCCUGGACUACGAGGCGGGCCGGGUCUUCUUCUACGAUGCAGACACCAUGAGGUGCCUUUACGAGCGGCAGGUGGACUGCUCUGGUACCAUGUACCCUGCCUUUGGCCUCAUGGGUAGUGGCAAGGUCCAUCUAGAGGAGUUCAUCACGUCAAAGCGACUGUCGUAUAUGUGAGAUGUUGGGCCUUCCACACACACAAGUCUCUCCUUCUCAACACUUGCCUUUGAGUUCAUGUUGGUCUCUGCUUUCUGUCAGGUAUGUUGUGUAGUGAUGUUGUUGUGUGUAUUGUUGAUUAUUAUUAUGCCAUUUCUUUGUUUUUAAUGAACACAUAUUUAUGUAGCACCACUGAGUCCAGUAAAACAUAGCCAAGAGAAACCUGAAGAGCCUUGCAGCUACUGCUACGCCUCUGUGCCUUUCACAAUAAAUAGGUCAUCUAAAAAAUUCAAUAAUUUGUCUAAUAACUGUGCACAACAGCAUGGCUAGUCAUCACUGACAAGGGUGAGUCUAUGUAGGUCACAAGGACCCCUCGGUUGAGAAACAUCCCUACCAAAAAUGUAUAAUACAAAACAUACGUAAUCAAUGUCCUUUGGCAAGAGUCCGUCAACACCAGUUUGUUGCACUGCAUUUGAUUUGGACACAUGCUCACAAAAAUGUGCACAUAAAAAAAAAAGACAAGCACACCUUGCACUUAAUCUCACUACCUAAUCACUCUGAGCACUACUUCAAUGCAGAACACAUUUAUCUGAAUCGUAACACUAGACAUUCACAUUCAGGGUGUAAUUCUAACUUGAGAUCCGCGUGCGCUUGCACAGAAAUAUGAGUUGUCGUGGAUAUUAGUUGAUCACCAAAUUAUCACGUUAAUUAAUUUACCUCACACUGCUGUCUCGGAUGCAGUUGUUCAACAGCAGUGAAUGUUUUCUGUUUAGCGCCGGGAAUGUGAAACUUCAGUAACACUACAGGUUCUCACUACACAAACUGUCCCACGGAACUCUACUACGAUGCGGCAUCUUUCCUGAAACACGUCAUGUUAGUGUACAGAACUUAGACAUUUGAUACGCACAUUGUCGAUUGGCUCUCGAGGAUCAGCUAGGACAACACAAGGUUUCAGGGCACACCACGGGUCUGUUCAGGCGUGUGCAGCGUUUCAGAACCUUCAGAUUUAGAAAUGUAUUAUGCUCUGUCCUCUAGAAAAGGGAGUAAUUUUGUUUCUAUACAUUUUUACUUUUAUCUCAUUCUGAAUGGUUACCCCUGCUGAACACACCCCUGGUCACCUCUGGCUUCCUUACAUGGGUUUCUGGACAACAUCUGUACAUAUGUUUUGUUUUCUUGAGGGUAAGGAUAAUCUGUGUUUUUCUCAGGUUUGUGGCUUAUGGGCCUUGUGCUACUGGCCUAUCAGCCCUGGAAAACGAUACCUUUCUCCUCUACAGGAUUUCACUUUUCUUUGCAGCUUCCAUAAAUACAUGAGUAAUUUACUGUACCCUAAUCUCAGCCUUUAAGAUUGUUCAUAUCCAAUAAUAAGCUGAAAUUAACAUUUUUUUUAAAAUUUUACCUCAAUGUACAUAUCUAGUGACAUUUUAUUUUUGGGGUGAAAUAAGUUGUAGAUCUGCAAUUUGUUUUAUUCUAUGAGUUUAAGUGCUGUGAAGUUUCUCAAAGCCUAAUCAAAGUUAAGCGAUUUGGGCAAUUGGUGGAAAAUUGUCAUUGGAACUAGAUCAUGUCUGACUGAAUUUGUGAAGGGAGCAUUUUAAAUCUACACCUCUUGUGUGUUGUGAUGUGUUUAGGUCCAUUUGAGUGUUUCGUAUCCUAGAAUUUGUUGCGUUUUAAUUGUUUUCCUUAUCUGAAUCAUGUAAGGUAAUUUUGAGGGAUAACAAUCUGUAGUCUUAACUUAAUUCCUAGCUGCUUCAGAAUUGGUGCGCAUAAUUCUCUACCAUUCCUUUUAGGACACAACAACACUUCUACCUGUUCCUUUUUUAAAUGACUGUUGAAACACCUUUUAAAGUCUAUGCACUUAAUUAACAGGUUUGGGAUUGUGUUUAUCACAGAAUGUAUUAUUUACAGAACAAACUGAAUGUCUCGUAGGUGUUUGCUUAUCUUGGGUCAAGUCGCUGUUGGCUGCAGCAGUUGUCUUUCACGGUAGAUGUUUGCUAUAGUGCUCGUCUUAUUCUAGCUACAUAUCACUGCUGAUUUUAGAAAAGGGAAUCCUAUGGCUUUCAGUAGUAAGUUAAACCAAAUAUUCUGCAGACACUCAGUCUAAUGGUUCAAGCUAGCACUUUAAACUGUAGCAUGUAUGCCUCUGCUGUGCAGGUCUGUAUAAAUUGUGGCGCAAUCUUACGUAGACUGCUGGAAGUAGACCUGUUGUAUUCUCCUAUUGUAAGUAAUGGGAUAUGUGACGUUUGCUUUCUGUGAGUAAUGCUUUGAUGUACAUUAAGCGUUGUCUGUAAUCAGAUUCUUGAAAUACUACGCUUUUUUUAUUUGCUGUUUGGGGAUUUAUAUGAAAUAAAAGUGUUUUAAACCAA